This is a messenger RNA of Lentinula edodes (shiitake mushroom), 438 nucleotides long. RefSeq lists its product as uncharacterized. The record is from RefSeq and is a predicted model, not a curated record. Lineage: Eukaryota; Fungi; Basidiomycota; Agaricomycetes; Agaricales; Omphalotaceae. Bases 1 to 438 code for a protein of 145 amino acids. The transcript has a single exon.
AUGCCUACUCAAUUCUACUCAGGACACGAUGAUAUAGAGGGUAUUGAGAGAGCGGACAAGUUAGCAAAAGAAGCGGGAAAACUCUGGGCACCCACGUUUCACACUUUCACUCACACCAAACGACAAGCCAAAGCCAAGGCUCCGGAUGACUGGAAGAAGGAACACGCACGCAGAACCCCUCGAGGAGGAUUUGCUUUGGCAGAUGGACAACCAUCACGCUGGAAAGACACUACUUCAAUAACACCCCAAGAGAAGUCCACAGACGACUCAUAUACUGCCGUACCCGACAUGCUUUCCUCGGUGAAUACUACGCCAAAUUCGUACCAACAGAAUCAAUUCAGUGCCCCUGCGGUGCUCGUAAUAAACUCGAGAUCACAUCAUCCAAAUUUGCGAAAUAUACGACAACUAUCGAGACUUUCUAUGGGAUGUAUGAUUUAG